Paralichthys olivaceus (Japanese flounder) is the source of this 1344-nucleotide messenger RNA. The record is from RefSeq and is a predicted model, not a curated record. Lineage: Eukaryota; Metazoa; Chordata; Actinopteri; Pleuronectiformes; Paralichthyidae.
GCGGUGUUGCCCACUUUGACUCGAUUUUCGACCCUCAUUUCUAGCCGAAGAAGAAGAACACGUGUUUCCGGUGUUUCUCCGGUGAGACGCAGAAGAAGUCAGUCCUGUAAAUAAAUCGUGUUUAUCCCGCAGAGGAAGUGAAAAUGGUUCGUAAGUUAAAGUAUCAUGAACAGAAGCUGCUGAAGAAAGUUGACUUCAUCAACUGGGAGGUGGACAACAACCUGCACGAGGUCAAAGUGCUGCGGAAGUACCACAUCGAAAAGAGGGAGGACUNUCUAAGGUACAACAAGCUGAGUCGUAACGUAAGAGAUCUGGCGCAGAAGAUCAGAGACCUGGACGAGAAGGAUGGCUUCAGAGCUCAGAGCACUCAUCGACUGCUGGAGAAAAUUUACAGCAUCGGCCUCAUCCCCACCAAACAGAACCUCUCCCUCACAGAGAAGGUCACAGCUUCCUCAUUCUGCAGGAGGAGGCUGCCCAGCAUCAUGUUGAACCUUCGUAUGGCUCAGAAUCUGAAGAACGCCGUCACCUUCAUUGAACAAGGACAUGUGCGUGUUGGCCCAGACGUCGUCACAGACCCUGCAUUUCUAGUCACAAGAAAUAUGGAAGAUUUCGUCACUUGGGUGGACUCAUCCAAGAUCAAGCAGCACAUCAUGAAUUAUAACGAUGAGAGAGAUGACUUUGACCUGGUGGCAUAAGUCAGUUAGCUAAUUUGUUGCUCUGGAGGAGAAGACCGGGACAAAAACUCUGCUCUGUGACAUGAAUACAUCUACAACAGGAUGAAUCUCCUAUCAGCUGGGAUUGUGGAGAUAAAAUAAGUUAUGUCCUCAGAAGUCCUGACUCAUUUGAUCAAAGACUGAAGGAGUUCACUUCCAGACUCUACGUUUUUCAACACAUAUUCUUUCGACACUGUCACAGCUGAAAUCUAAAAUGAUCAUCCAUCCACUCAUCAAAAAUGUCUCUGAUUCUGGAAGUGACAUGAAUCAUCAGAGUCUGCACUGGUGUUUGUUGAUGUCACCAUAUGAGUCUUUACUCUAAACCUGCUCAGCCACCAGAGUCUCAGUUAUUUCCAUUUUACAGCAUAGCCACUAGCUAUGUAUAUACAGGGAAGCUUCUAGAGUUGUGUAUCCGUGGUUGUUCCCUCUCCUGCAACUCCAUGUUGCUUGCUCUGCAUAAUGUGUUCUUUGUUCACAACCUGCCUGAGUUUGUGAGAAGGACUGUUGCCGGCCAUGAUGUUAACAACCUGUGUCAUGCAUACAGAUGUUAAGUAGAAACUGGUUCUUUGAUAAAUAUUUAAUCUUUGUUACAAUGUACACUUUAUGAACAAUAAACUUUCUUAUAUCAAAA